CCAUCAUAAACCCAAAAAAGACCCAUUCUGUUUUCUUACCCUUUAUCACCUAUAUGUAAAUGGGAAAUCUGGGGACCAACUCAUUUGUUUUGUUUAUACUUAGAAAAAUGAGUCUGGCCCCCUUGAAGCUUUUAAACAAUAUCUCAUAUAUGCCUCUUUCCCUUUCUUCUUCCAGCCCCUCCUUUGGGUGACUGGUGGUGUUCAGUGAUAGCUUUCUACCAAAGCAUUCUUUUUUCCUGUACAACCAAACCAAAGCCUGCCAUGUGAGGAACAAAAUCAGAAUGAUGCAAAGGACAAAGCCUUAACUAUUCCUUCUUUAGCUUUUUCUUUCCUACCUGGGAUACUUCUGCUUCAGAAUCAAGCUUCAGGUUUCCAGUGAGGGGCUGCUUCCUUGCAGCUUCUCACAGCAGUAAACCAAGGAGAAAAGGGACUAUGAAGCUGGAUGUGGAGGUGGUGAGCGCGCAUGAUCUUAUGCCCAAAGAUGGUGAAGGAUCCUCCAGUCCCUUUGUAGAAGUUGACUUUGACAACCAAAGAAACAAAACCCAUACUGUCAACAAAAAUCUCAACCCUGUCUGGAACCAAAAACUCCUCUUCAAUUUGGAUGACCCCAACAGCCUCCAUCAUCACAACAUUGUGUUCUGCGUCUACAACGAGAGGAAAUCAUUCCCUGGUUGCAACUUCCUUGGAAAGGUAUGGAUUCAUGAAUUAAAUAUAGUUAGAAAAGGGGAGGAAAUUUUGCAAUGCUUCCAAUUAGAAAGGAAGUGGUUUUUCUCAUCCAUCAAAGAUGAUAUUGGCUUGAAAUUUUAUAUUUUACCUGAAUUUGAACCCAAAUCUCCCCCACCAUGAUCAAGUGAUCAAUCUUUACCAUCACCACCUCCUGUUUCUGAUAAUCCUACAAACAUUCUUACUACUACAGAUAAUUCAGCUGCUUCUGGUACUGUGGCCACUACUAGUAACAGUAACCCUGCAACUCUUGCUACUUCUGAAGCUGUGCCGUUGUCGAUACUUCUAAGGCUACUGCAGUGACUGAACGUUCUACUACAACAGUUGCUGAAAUCAACAGCUCUGCCCCCCAGCUCUGCUUCUCAAGAGCCAGAGGAGAUAAAGGAGUCAAUUGAAGUUAAAGUUGAGACAACUCAAUACAUACACAACAUGCAGCAGGUCAACCCACAAGCCCAUCCUAUCAACCAAGAGGACUACAAAUUAAAGGACACCAGCCCCCGCCUAGGAGAGCGAUGGCCAAAUGGAGGAGUACGUGGCAGUGGAGGGUGGAUGAUGAGUGGAGAAAAAUUCACCAGCACAUAUGACCUUGUAGAGCAGAUGUUCUAUCUGUAUGUUCGAGUGGUCAAAGCCAAAGAUCUACCCCCCAGUGCCAUCACUGGAAGCUGUGACCCAUAUGCAGAGGUGAAACUUGGUAACUAUAAAGGGAAAACAAGGCACUUUGAGAAGAAGACCAACCCUGAGUGGAAUCAGGUCUUUGCAUUCUCUAAGGACCGAAUUCAGUCAUCAGUGCUGGAGGUGUUCGUCAAGGAUAAAGAGAUGGUGGCCAGAGAUGACUAUCUUGGCAAGGUGGUCUUUGACAUGAAUGAGGUACCAACUAGGGUGCCACCAGAUAGUCCCUUGGCACCUCAGUGGUACAGAUUGGAGGAACGACAUGGAGAGGGCAAGGUCAAAGGUGAGAUCAUGCUAGCAGUUUGGAUGGGAACACAGGCUGAUGAAGCUUUCCCAGAAGCCUGGCACUCAGAUGCUGCCUCUGUUCAUGGAGAAGGUGUUUUCAACAUCCGAUCAAAGGUCUACGUCUCACCUAAAUUAUGGUACCUAAGGGUGAACGUGAUAGAAGCCCAAGAUGUACAACCAACGGACAAAACCCGUCUCCCUGAAGUUUAUGUUAAGGCUCAGGUAGGCAACCAGGUUCUCAAAACCAAGAUAUGUCCUACUCGUACCACCAAUCCCAUGUGGAAUGAAGAUCUAGUUUUUGUAGCAGCUGAGCCUUUUGAAGAACAGUUGGUGCUCACAGUUGCAGAUCGUGUGCACCCAUCCAAAGAUGACUCAUUAGGGACGAUAAGUCUGUCGCUCAACAUAUUUGAGAAGCGCCUGGACCACCGGCCUGUUCAUUCUCGUUGGUUCAACCUUAAAAAAUUUGGGUUUGGGAUAUUGGAAGGAGACAAGAGGAACGAGCUCAAAUUUUCAAGUAGUAUCCAUCUAAGAGUUUGCCUUGAGGGUGGUUACCAUGUGCUUGAUGAAUCAACGAUGUAUAUAAGUGAUCAACGCCCUACUGCAAGGCAGCUUUGGAAGCAACCAGUUGGCAUAUUGGAGGUAGGCAUCUUAAGCGCACAAAACCUCCCCCCAAUGAAGACGAAGGAUGGACGGGGCAGCACAGAUGCUUACUGUGUAGCAAAAUAUGGACAGAAGUGGGUAAGAACCAGAACAAUAAUUGACAGCUUUAGUCCCAAAUGGAAUGAGCAAUAUACAUGGGAAGUGUAUGACCCCUGCACGGUAAUCACACUUGGGAUUUUCGACAACUGCCACCUAGGUGGCAGUGAGAAACCAGCUAGUGGAGGAGGCCCUACAAAAGACCCAAGGAUUGGGAAGGUAAGAAUUCGACUAUCAACUCUUGAAGCAGAUCGGAUUUACACACACUCUCAUCCCCUCCUAGUUCUAAAUACAUCUGGGGUAAAGAAGAUGGGGGAGCUCCAGUUAGCAGUUCGUUUCACUUGCCUAUCACUAGCUAACAUGAUAUACCUCUAUGGUCAUCCUCUAUUGCCAAAAAUGCAUUACCUGCAUCCUUUCACAGUGAACCAAGUAGACAGUCUUAGAUACCAGGCAAUGAGCAUUGUAGCGGUGAGGCUUGGACGGGCAGAGCCACCACUCAGGAAAGAGGUUGUUGAGUACAUGUUGGAUGUGGAUUCUCAUAUGUGGAGUAUGAGAAGAAGCAAAGCAAACUUCUUUCGGAUCAUGUCACUACUGUCAGGUUUUAUAUCUGUCAGUAGAUGGUUAGAUGAUGUUUGCCACUGGAAGAACCCAAUCACAACAGUACUGGUUCAUGUUCUGUUCUUAAUACUGAUCUGUUACCCAGAACUGAUACUUCCUACAAUCUUCCUCUAUAUGUUCCUCAUUGGGAUAUGGAACUACAGGUUCCGCCCAAGGCACCCACCACACAUGGAUACUAGACUUUCAUGGGCAGAAGCAGUUCACCCAGAUGAGCUAGAUGAGGAAUUUGACACCUUCCCAACAUCUAAGCCCCAAGACGUAGUCCGGCUGAGGUACGAUCGGCUAAGAAGUGUAGCCGGAAGGAUACAGACAGUAGUUGGAGACAUGGCGACACAGGGGGAAAGAUUUCAGUCCCUGCUCAGCUGGAGAGACCCUAGGGCAACCAGCCUCUUCAUAGUCUUUUGUCUGUUGGCUGCUGUGGCACUUUACAUUACACCAUUCAGAAUAGUGGCUCUUGUCACAGGCCUAGUCAUGCUCCGCCACCCUAGAUUCCGGAGCAAAUUACCUUCUGUACCCAGCAAUUUCUUCAAGAGAUUGCCAGCUCGGGUAGACAGCAUGCUUUGAGGAGGUACAAACAAGUCCAUAUCAAAUUAUUGAUCCCAUUUCUGUGAUCUGUUUCAUGGCUACAUUGGAAUCCUUUCUAGUUUCACUGUUACAAACUGUUCUUUUUCAUGUAGAGUCAAUGGUUUUACAUUUC
Molecule: messenger RNA, 3688 nt
Organism: Telopea speciosissima
Lineage: Eukaryota; Viridiplantae; Streptophyta; Magnoliopsida; Proteales; Proteaceae
Product: FT-interacting protein 1-like
Source: RefSeq, a predicted model, not a curated record